Messenger RNA from Balearica regulorum gibbericeps (East African grey crowned-crane), 994 nucleotides. Lineage: Eukaryota; Metazoa; Chordata; Aves; Gruiformes; Gruidae. The record is from RefSeq and is a predicted model, not a curated record.
AUGGGGGUGUGGGGUGUGCUGGAGACCUGGCAGCCUGGCAGAGAGAGGAGGAUGCGGAGGCCUGGGGACUUUUUGAACUGGGGAAGUGGGCUAAGUCUCCUGCCAUUUAAUUCUAUUCGAACAGGAAGCGGGCAACAGUCAGUGACAGGAGUUGAAGCUUCAGAUGAUGCUAACAGUUACUGGCGGAUUCGUGGGAAGAGUGAUGGCAGUUGCCAGCGCGGGACACCAGUGAAAUGUGGGCAAGCUAUACGACUUACGCACGUUAACACAGGAAAAAAUUUACACACUCAUCACUUCCCAUCACCACUCUCCAAUAACCAAGAAGUAAGUGCCUUUGGUGAUGAUGGUGAAGGAGAUGACCUCGAUAUAUGGAUUGUGCAAUGCAGUGGGACUUACUGGGAGCGGGAGGAUGCAGUGCGCUUCAAGCACGUAGGAACUGAGGUGUUCCUUUCAAUAACAGGGGAACAGUAUGGCCAUCCCAUUAGAGGCCAGCGGGAAGUUCAUGGCAUGCCUACUGCUAAUCAUCACAACUAUUGGAAAGCAAUGGAAGGAGUCUUCAUCAAACCCAGUAUGGACCCUGCAAAACAUGAUGAGCUCUGAAUUGACAGAGGAUCCAAAAUGCUUCAGCUUACUCCAGUGUUCGGAGAUGCUAAUCCUUGGUCUCUUAUAAGUCCCGCCUUGCCUAAGUGACUGAAUUUCUGUAUUACUGAAGGGCAUUAGUUCAUUCUAGGAAUGCAGCACUUCUGUGAGGAAUGGCAUCUGCCAGGUUCAGCCAUUGAAAUUUAUUUGGUGAAAUCCUUUCUGAAUUUUUGAGUUUAAUUAAUGAAACUAGUUCUUACAUCUGUUAGUUUUCUUUGUCAUUUGUUUUGCUUGUUACUUUUUCUCGAAUUCGAAGGAAAUGGAGAAACUCAAGUAAUAAAUUUCUGUAGUCCCAAGAACAAUAAAACAUUGUAUUUUGUAAUCUUUUUCCAAUUAUAAUUAAAUAUUUGGAAAC